Messenger RNA from Coccidioides posadasii C735 delta SOWgp, 606 nucleotides. RefSeq names its product mitochondrial 54S ribosomal protein mL59. The record is from RefSeq and is a predicted model, not a curated record. Gene Ontology annotation, cellular component: mitochondrial large ribosomal subunit. Gene Ontology annotation, molecular function: structural constituent of ribosome. NCBI's taxonomy places the organism in Eukaryota, Fungi, Ascomycota, Eurotiomycetes, Onygenales, Onygenaceae.
AUGGCUACUAAACAAGCUGUAACGAGUCUCACGGAGACACUACCUGUCAGGCUACGCAAUUUUUUUGCCCGCUAUCCUCCCCAAUUCUACUCAGCUGCUGCGAUCCCAAAACCCACGCCGCCCGCCGAUGCAACUAUUCCCGGUGCCGCUCCAAGCCCUUACACUCCGUCUCGGGACUCCAAGCCCUCCAAGAUAGCUGAAUCGUCCAAAAACUCAUUCUCCCUAACCGACUCCCUUCUCCGAUCGAACCCAGACUAUCCAAAUCCUUUUCUCCCAUAUAAGAACCCAGAGACCAACCGCUGGAGAGGUGCCGUGAUAUCUCUCCGCAGACAGAAUGAAUUGGUCAAAUUAGCGCGAGAGCAUGGUGUAGAAGAGUUAUUACCGCCGGGAAAGAAGUCAUCGGAAUACCGUGAAGCGAGAGUGAUUGAGAAAGGCUUGCGAAUCAAGGGCACAGGUAUUGGACAGAAGGUGAAGGGUCAUAAAUGGGAGAGGACAUUGAAGACCAGGUUGGAGGAGAGAAGGAAGGCAAUGUUGGAGAUGCCGGAGAUGAUAAGAUUAUGGAAACAGCGUGGACACGGAAGAGGAUGGAAGAAAUAUCCCCGAUAA